AUGUUAGCGAAACUCACGGCUACGGUCCUUCUCUUGGCCACUACAGCCUACACGGCAGCCAUCGCUCCCGUCUACCAGUAUGAGCUGGGACUGAACAGCACGGCAUACCAACAAAAGUUCAAUGAGCUCGUUAAGGCAGGAUACCGCCUCACCUAUGUCAGUGGCUACCCUGACGAGCACAACCACACACUCUUCUCAGGAAUAUGGAAGAAGACGAGUACCUCCGUACCUUGGGUGGCUCGACAUGGCCUCACUGGGGCUGCUUACGACGCACUUUCUGCCCAGCUCAAGGCCCAAAAGUACCACCCGGUCGUUUUGAAUGCGUACAACAUCGAGAAUGGAGAGCCAAGAUUCGCAACUAUCUGGGAAAAGCCGUCAGCGGCCGUCACUUGGCAACAGCAGCGGGACAUGACGGAAGCGGGAUUCAGGGCCAAGAUAUCUGCCCUUAGUCCACUUCGUGUUACCACUCUUACCAGGUACACUGUAGGAAAUGAGAUGCGUUUUGCUGCUACCUGGGGAAAGCGCACGACGGCAGACUGGCAUGGUGAUUGGUAUCCCGCCCUUGGAAAGCCUCGCAUGGACAAUGGUCCAAUGGCAGAUGGAUACAAGGCAAUCUCCUUGGACGCCUUCUCGGUUAAUGGACAGCCCAUGUUUGAUGCAGUCUGGCAACGAUAUAGCUCCGGGGGUUGGGAUCAGGCGGUAACAUACGGCCAGACCUGGGGUACUCGUGAAUCGUUCGAGUCGGGCUACAAGUACAUGGCUAGCCAAGGGUUUGGACCUCGCGUAUUAACCGGCUAUUAUGUGAAGGACUGCGGUGUUCAGUACGUCGGGACAUUCGAGAAAGAUUAG
Molecule: messenger RNA, 849 nt
Organism: Pochonia chlamydosporia 170
Lineage: Eukaryota; Fungi; Ascomycota; Sordariomycetes; Hypocreales; Clavicipitaceae
Exons: 1
Coding region: 1-849 (282 amino acids)
Source: RefSeq, a predicted model, not a curated record